AGGUAGUUCCCUGGGCCGAAACAUGGUGUCUUUGGAAUAGAAAGAGGGACUAAACCGGGGCUUAGGCCAUGGCCGUGCUGCUGGAGACCACGCUGGGGGACAUCGUCAUCGAUCUGUACACUGAGGAGAGGCCGCGAGCUUGCUUAAAUUUCCUGAAGCUCUGCAAGAUAAAAUACUACAAUUACUGUCUCAUUCACAAUGUGCAGAGAGAUUUUAUCAUACAGACUGGCGACCCUUCAGGAACAGGCAGAGGAGGCGAGUCCAUCUUUAGUAAGUUGUAUGGAGACCAGGCAUCUUAUUUUGAACCUGAGAAAGUGCCAAGGAUAAAACACAAGAAGUUUGGAACAGUGUCAAUGGUGAACAAUGGCAGUGAUCAGCAUGGAUCACAGUUCCUUAUUACUACAGGAGUGAAUCUGGAUUAUCUUGAUGGGGUUCAUACAGUGUUUGGGGAAGUAACAGAAGGAACUGAUGUGUUAAAAAGGAUUAAUGAGACAUUUGUGGAUAAAGACUUUGUUCCUUUCCAAGACAUCCGGAUAAACCAUACUGUGAUUCUGGAUGACCCUUAUGAUGACCCCCCAGGCCUUCCCAUUCCUGAUCGUUCCCCAGAACCUACAAAAGAGCAGUUGGAUAGUGGUCGUAUAGGUGCUGAUGAAGAAAUCGAUGACAACAAAGGAAAAUCACAUGAGGAAAUUGAAGAACAAUUUGCUGAGAAAGAAGCGAAGACCAGAGCUGUUCUUUUGGAAAUGGUUGGCGAUAUACCCGAUGCAGAUAUAAAACCUCCUGAAAAUGUGCUCUUUGUAUGCAAAUUGAAUCCUGUUACGACUGAUGAAGACUUAGAGAUCAUCUUUUCAAGAUUUGGAUCCAUUAAAAGUUGUGAAAUAAUACGAGACUGGAAAACUGGGGAAUCACUGUGUUACGCGUUUAUUGAGUUUGAAAAGGAGGAAGACUGCGAGAAAGCCUAUUUCAAGAUGGAUAAUGUACUUAUUGAUGACAGACGCAUUCACGUGGAUUUCAGUCAGUCUGUUGCAAAAGUAAAAUGGAAAGGAAAAGGUGGAAAAUACACCAAGGAUGAUUUCAAGGAAUAUGAGAAGGAUGCAGAAAAAUCUUCCAAACUUGCUCUGAAAGAAAAGGCUAAACCUCAACAAGACAGCAAAUAUGAGCUGGUAUUGGAUGACGAUGUAGAAGACACAAGCCAUGAUAGGCGACGUCCUACUAAGCACAAAAAAGAAAAGAAACGCCACUACUCUGAUGAUAAUGAUGAAGGUGAUAGAAGAAUGAAGAAAUCAAAGGAGGCCCACCACAGUAGAAAUGAAGAUGACUACUGUAGAGAGAAGAGGAAGAGUGAGAAGAAGGAUCACAGAAGAAGCCGUAGUCGUUCUUGGGAGCGCAAUAGCUACCACAGCUCCAAAGAUAAGUCGAGAGAAGAAACAAAGGAAAGAGACCGGGAUAGAAGAAGAGAUAGAAGUCCAAAGCAGUAUAAGGACCGAUCUAAAUAUCGAGACAGAGACUAGAAAGCAAGGAAGAUAUGUCAUUGUGUAUUAAAGCUUACAUUUUUCACAAUAAAUAUCUUCAGCAUU
Molecule: messenger RNA, 1577 nt
Organism: Bufo bufo (common toad)
Lineage: Eukaryota; Metazoa; Chordata; Amphibia; Anura; Bufonidae
Gene: PPIL4
Product: peptidylprolyl isomerase like 4
Exons: 13
Coding region: 69-1511 (480 amino acids)
Biological process (GO): protein peptidyl-prolyl isomerization
Cellular component (GO): nucleus
Molecular function (GO): RNA binding; peptidyl-prolyl cis-trans isomerase activity
Source: RefSeq, a predicted model, not a curated record